AUGUUCUACGACGGAGAUUUGCAAAGUGGAAUUGCACUUGCUGUUCGAGAAACGAAACAGGUAAUAUGUUUUGUUCGAGACGACGGAGAGGAGAGCGCAAAGUGGGAGAAUGAAUAUCUCGCCGAUAAGGAAAUUUCCCUGCUGGUAUCUUCGACCAGCAUUGCCCUUCGGCUGUCUGCUGGCUCGCAGGAAGCUGGCUUCUUAGCAUCUUUCUGUCCUGUUAAUAAAGUACCAACUCUGGUUAUUAUAAAAAAUGGCGUUCUCCAAGAAUACAUUAUCUCUGGCACCGCGGAGGGUGAAUUUAAAAGUCGUGUGAAGGCUGUGCUCUCUCUCUCUUCCCCACCCACGCCAAAGCAGCCCACUCAAACGCCUCAGACCUUACAACAGGACUCUACACCCUUGAAUAAUAUACAGGAAGCUGUACCGGACCCAGACCCCGAGGAAGAUACUGCUGCGGAGGUUGCACGACGUGAAAGUAUAAAGCAAGGGAAGAAGCCAGCUACGUCUCCUACGGCAGCAUCCCUACCUAAUAACCCGACCAAAACAACUCAGAAGUCAUGGAGAGAUCAGCAACUAAGCCGAGAGGCCCAAGAAAGGAAGGAAAGGGAGCGAGUCUUAGCUUUGAUACGGCAAGACAAAAAAGAACGGAAAAUUAAAGAUGAACAGAAUAAGGUCACUUUGCAAACUACAUCACAGACCUCUGAUCCACAUACUGAGUCCUCGAAACCUAAGCUCAAGUCAUCUGAAUAUCGGCUCCAGGUCCGUCUUUUUGACGGCAGCUCUAUUCGGUCUAGCUUUUCUCCUACGCAAACGCUCAAUCGUGAUGUCCGGGCUUGGAUAGACAGUCAUCGUACCGACGGGAACACGCCAUAUAAUUUUAAGCAGAUUUUGACGCCCCUACCUAACAAAACAAUAUCUAUAUCUGAAGAAGGGCAAAACCUCAGUGAUAUUGGCCUCGGCCCAAGUGCUAAUCUGGUCAUGGUACCUGUUCAUAAUUAUACUGACGCAUAUGCUACAUCUGAAUCGUCAUUACCUGUACGAGGUUUAUACGCUGGGUAUAACUUGGUUACCAGUGCAGUUGGGGCUGUGGCUGGUACUCUUACUACUUUUCUUGGGCUGGGAGGCAGCCAAACCACCCCACAACAGGGGGAGAAUGGCGGCCCAGGAGUUGGACACCCCGUGGCAGCAGCUGAUACAAGCGAAAAUACAUCUCGAGAUACAAGACCGUCUCGAGCUAAUAAAGUGCGAACACUGUAUGAUCACCAAUCUGAUGACGGAGAUCGUCAGUUCUACAAUGGGAAUCAGCUGAAUUUUGAGCCUCGAAAGGAUGCUGGUAAAGAAGACUAG
Ophidiomyces ophidiicola is the source of this 1347-nucleotide messenger RNA. RefSeq lists its product as uncharacterized. Gene Ontology annotation, molecular function: protein binding. The transcript is spliced from 5 exons. The coding region runs from base 1 to 1347 and encodes 448 amino acids. The record is from RefSeq and is a predicted model, not a curated record. Lineage: Eukaryota; Fungi; Ascomycota; Eurotiomycetes; Onygenales; Onygenaceae.